Darwinula stevensoni is the source of this 1620-nucleotide messenger RNA. NCBI's taxonomy places the organism in Eukaryota, Metazoa, Arthropoda, Ostracoda, Podocopida, Darwinulidae. The record is from the annotation of a GenBank genome assembly.
AUGGGUCCGCUGUGGUUAUAUCGGCUGUACCUGCGAAAGGGGAUCCAGACGGCAUUGAUCAGGUGGUCCGUGUUAGUUUCUAACUUGGUGGGAUGGGUCGUCAUCCUCUGUGUCUUUCCUGUGCCGUAUCUCAUGUUUCUUUCGUACCGUUUGGGGGUGUCGUUGUGGUUGAGAUGCCGACACCGGGGAGAAGUGAAACUGAUGGAUGCGUCGGAUGCAAUAUUUGCUCUGCCUUCCGCCGAUCGACCUAAUUCCAGGGCCAUUGUUGUCAGUUGGAUCGCCGUCGACGGGUGUGUUGACAUUCUCAACUUCAAGGAGAGGAUUCGGAAGCGUAUUCAGGAGGAUACAUGGUUUCAAAAAUUGACUUUCUCUUUCCAAUUCCGUCUCGGUUAUUUGGUGUGGAAAAAGGACAAAUGUUUUUCCGUCGAUCAUCACGUGAAGCUGAUUGCAGAACCGGAAAAGGCGAGUCUCGAGGAUUUGUUAGAAGCGUUGCAAUGUCGGGAUUUUGAAGUGGAUCGGUCUCCGUGGGAAAUUCUGGUAUUGAUGAGUGGGGAGAAGACGACCUUGAUUAUCAGAUGGCAUCACUGCCUGGCCGACGGACCGGGCAUGAUCAAUGGAUUGUCGAGACUCAUCUUGGACGAGAAUCCCACUUCUCCAAUUCGCAAAAUCCCGAAGAGAACGGCAACGAAUCUCAAAACUUUCUUCGCAUUACUGAAAAGCAUGUUCUACCUCCCCACAAUCAUGCUGUGGUUGUCGCUCAUCCCGGAAGGAAACCGUCUUUCGGUGACCCAUCCCACCAAGAGAAAGAGAGUUUUCUUUUCGGAUCCGAUGCCCUCAGAGCCAUUGAAGAGGACCGCUAAGAAGUUGGCCUGCACUAUCAACGACAUCUUCAUAUCUUGCGUGAUCCAGGGAUACCAAAUGACGCUGUUAAGGCCCACAGACACUUUAUCGGUGGCAAUUCCCAUCUCCCUGCAUCGGGAUUCCCCUCAGAUCUGCAAUCGCGUGAGCCCGAUCCGAGUCCCGUUGCCGGUGGCCUUCGACGGCGAAGCCCGCAUCCGUGAGAUCCGCGAGAUGACUCGCUGCCUGAAAGCAUCGCCUGACAUCCUCUGUGGUUAUGCCGUGCAGCACAUCCUGUCCAACGUGCUUCCCUCGUGGGUGUCGAAAUCGUUCCGGUGGGCGAAGGUGGCCGGUUGCGUGAGUAACGUGGCUUCCCUCUUGCCUUCCAAUGCCCGGAUUCAAGAUCAUCUAGUCUCCUCCCUUUGUGGGUUCGCACCACCGCUGCUGGACAUUGGAAUUGCCAUUUCGUUGGUGAGCACAGGGACCAGUUAUCACUUCGCCAUCAUGGCCGACCAGAGCGCUUUCAAGAAAUCGGAAGAUGCGAGGAUUUUCCUGGGGACCAUGGUCAACCACGUCGACGUCCUCGCGUCUGCUGCAGGAAUCUCCCGAGAGAAAAGUGAUUCUUCGACCCCUUCGUUCAGCUACAUCGUUCCUAUUAUCAAAUACAGUAUGGAAUCCGAGAUGAUGCAAAAGGAAUCCCUGCGAGGUCACUAAGGAGGACGCCCGAGGGCACUUUUUAAGGCGCAGCGAUCAAGUCAGUGGAUUCUCUUCAUAUCGUGGCAU